Molecule: messenger RNA, 776 nt
Organism: Zonotrichia albicollis (white-throated sparrow)
Lineage: Eukaryota; Metazoa; Chordata; Aves; Passeriformes; Passerellidae
Source: RefSeq, a predicted model, not a curated record
CAUCCUCCGCAGUCGCUCGCCUUUGCUUCCAGAAUCUUCUCGCUGCAGCUGAAGAAGCUUUGCCAAAACUCCAUCACGAUGUGCUCCCGCGGGUCUUGCCACGACUACGAGUCCUCCUGUCAUGGAUCCCGCUCUUCCUCCUGCCACUCGGGGCCCUCCUGUCACUACACCAUCCAGAGGCAGCCUGUGCAGAAGUUCAGCUACGUGACACCCUGCUGCCCCCCAGUGCAGCCCUGCUACCCCCCUGUGCAGCGUUACUGCCCCCCAGUGCAGCGUUACUGCCCCCCAGUGCAGCCCUGCUGCCCCCCAGUGCAGCGUUACUGCCCCCCAGUCUGCCCCCAGGUCACCAAGAACAUCUGCAAGCUGCCGUCGUCCUACCCCAAGUACUGAGGGCAGGAUCCAACUUCGGGAUGCACCAGCUCACUCCUCACCCACAGCUUCCAGCUUGCCCCAGUGCUCGUGGCUCUGCAGCUUUGCCACUUCUCUGCAAGAAAAACCUUCUAAAACUGCCGGAGGUGAUGCAGUUUUAGGACGAAACCUCUCGGUUUGAGGAGCUCUGAGAUGUUUAUCUUUCCUCUGCCAAUGCUGGGAAUGGUUCCCUUCUUGCUUUGCUGCUUCGUCCUCCAGCAAGACAAUAAAAAAUGGUGUUUCAAGCCAAAUGAACAGUCCUGGAUGUUUUCAGUCACUGCUCCAUUAAAUGUGCUGGAUUAGUGGGCAAGAGGGGCAUUGAGGGUUUGGAGUAUGAAGGAGAAGGGAACAGAACUGGGGAAGGGGCU